Messenger RNA from Rhododendron vialii, 743 nucleotides. RefSeq lists its product as uncharacterized. The record is from RefSeq and is a predicted model, not a curated record. Lineage: Eukaryota; Viridiplantae; Streptophyta; Magnoliopsida; Ericales; Ericaceae. The transcript has 3 exons. Gene Ontology annotation, molecular function: fatty acyl-CoA hydrolase activity. Bases 46 to 543 code for a protein of 165 amino acids.
CCACCCCCACCAGGCACAAUACUACCGAUCGACCAUGGUUGUUAUAUGAUGAAAGAGAGAAGAGAGAGAAUGGAAGGGGAGCAAGGUCAUCCGCACACAUCAAAAAUAUGGUUGGAAGACAUUUCAAAGGGUUUACUUCGUGAACUGGAUGCCAUAAGUCUAGGCGGCCUUCACAUCCAGCAUGUGGAGAAAGGUCUCAUCCGCUGUAAAUUCCUCAUCCCAAAACACCUCUCAGACAAAGAUGGAAAUUGGCACGCCGGAGCAAUAGCAGUGCUAGUAGACAGCAUCAGCAUUGCUGCUGCAUUCUCCGCCAAUGGACGCGUUGGCGUCUCUGUGAAUUUCGACAUCUCUUACUUUUCAGCGGCCAAGAUUCAUGAAGAAGUGGAGAUAGAGGGGAAGGUUGCUGGGCAUAAGGAUAAACUGGCAAUGGUUAUGGUAAGAAUAGGAAAGAAAGGAAGCGGAGAGAUGGUUGCUUUAGCUAAGCAAUGGGUGUCUUCAACUUCUAUAGGAUUAGGAAUUACUCUAGGGUCAAGCAAGCUCUAACUUUAUAUGAUCCGAUAGAAGUUAUUUUUUCCGUUACUCUUGGGAAAGUUAAGUCAUGAUGCGUUGUAAGUGGCAACUGUUUUUGGUUCUUUUGUAAUUACCCAUUUGCUUUGAGCUAUAUUGAUGUUCGAAAGAAUUGCUCUCAGAGUGCAAGAAGUUUCUCUACUCUGCAUAUAUAUUAAGAAUUUGGAUUCUGAUUA